Molecule: messenger RNA, 223 nt
Organism: Linum tenue
Lineage: Eukaryota; Viridiplantae; Streptophyta; Magnoliopsida; Malpighiales; Linaceae
Source: the annotation of a GenBank genome assembly
UUUAUUCCCAAUUAUUGGCCGACCAAUUGUAUCAAAAAGAAGUGGGAAGGGUAAGAUUGUUGAAUUGGAAAAUAGUAUUAUGGACCAAGCUCGACGAUAUGUCUUAUUCAACUGUGAGGAUAACUGUCCAGAAAUAUCAGCAUAUCUCAAAGAGUACGAGCAACCACCAUUCAAGAAGCGCAAGGGUGGAACCAGGUGGAUAAAAGAGAGAACCCAAUCACAA